UGCGAUCCCACUCAAAUUGUCAAGAGUUUCACUUCAAACUCACAUUGCAAACUUCCUAAACUUAUAAAGCUUAUUACUGUACAACUUGACUAACAGUGUUCAAAAUGACACAAUUUUCUAUUUUAGCCAUAUUCGUCCUCGCUCUUUCAAGCUCAGCUUUUGGCAAUGUCCUUGCGCCCCGAAAUCUGGAAGGAUGCGGAGGAUCAAUCUUUGUUGAAGAUGCAGUGGUGAUCGAUGCUCCGCUUAGCGCAAACUGCAUGUGGCAAAUCAAAACUGACGAAAAUCGCGUCCUUGUUUUCACUGUCAUUUCUGCUGGCGGGAAUUUCAAACAAGUUGAAGAAUUUCUGUCGAUUCACGACGGACUUGGACUUGAAUCCUCUGUCCUCUUAUUUGAGAACCAAAAGAUUCACGAGGUCUCAAAAAAGGAAUUACCCGAGGCCAUUUAUACCACAGGUUCAGUCGCCGAAGUUCGAUUCAAGAAAACCCCGACUUCAGAUUUUAAGCUCAAAAUUCAAAAGGCUGUGAAUUGUCCGUUUAACUUGGGAGCAGAGAGCCAAUGUGGACGAGUUGUGGAUGAGACUUCCUGUUACUGUGCAACAUUCACCAAGAGAGAUCAAACGUCACAGACCUCGUAUUGUGAUUCAAACGCCAUGAAACUGUGGGCCAUCGAAAGUUACGAAGAGGAAUUGGCCAUUCAGACUGUCUGGGGUACAUCAAAUACGAUGUGGACCUCGGGUUCUGAUGAACUAAUGGAGGGUAAGUGGAUAUGGGAGACCACGGGAUCAAAUCUGUAUCCGGGAUAUGCUAACUGGGCCGAUAAUCAACCUGACAACGCAGCAGGAAGUACCGAAAAUUGCUUACACAUAAACAGCUCCAGAAAUGGAAGGGUGGGCUGGAAUGAUUUACCCUGCAGCAAUUUGUUGGACGCUAUCUGUGAAGCACAUUCAUAGACAUUGAUUUUCUUUUUGAAAUACUAACGUUCUUGUUUUUUGCCAUUAUUAAAAAAAAUUAUUUUGACAAAUACAGGGAAAUCAUAAACU
This is a messenger RNA of Daphnia pulex (common water flea), 1040 nucleotides long. RefSeq names its product C-type lectin domain family 10 member A-like. Gene Ontology annotation, cellular component: external side of plasma membrane. Gene Ontology annotation, biological process: biological process involved in interspecies interaction between organisms. The transcript is spliced from 6 exons. Gene Ontology annotation, molecular function: carbohydrate binding. The record is from RefSeq and is a predicted model, not a curated record. Lineage: Eukaryota; Metazoa; Arthropoda; Branchiopoda; Diplostraca; Daphniidae. The coding region runs from base 105 to 950 and encodes 281 amino acids.